AUGCCGCGUUCCUUCCUGGUGAAGAAGAUCAAAGCGGAUGGCUUCCAGUGCAGCGGGGUGCCAGCCCCCAUCUACCACCCCCUGGAGACUGCCUACGUGCUGCCCGGUGCCCGCGGGCCUCCAGGGGACAACGGUUAUGUGGCGCACUGCCUGCCCCCCAACGGCUACGAUGGCGAGCAGAAGCCUGGGCUGGAGCUGGCGCCCGCCGAGCCCGCAUACCCGGCCGCGGCGUCGGAGGAGUACAGCGACCCUGAGAGCCCGCAGUCCAGCCUGUCGGCGCGCUACUUCCGCGGGGAGGCGGCCGUGACCGACAGCUACUCCAUGGACGCCUUCUUCAUCUCCGACGGGCGCUCGCGGAGGCGCCGGGCCGGGGCUAGUGGGGACGUGGCGGGCGCGGGCGACGCAGGCGGCGGCGGCGGAGGUGGCGGCGGCGGCGGGGAGCGCGCGGGUCGCUCGGGGGCGACCGCAGGCGGCGGGCACCGGCACGCAUGCGCGGAGUGCGGCAAGACGUACGCCACGUCGUCGAACCUGAGCCGCCACAAGCAGACGCACCGCAGCCUGGACAGCCAGCUGGCGCGCAAGUGCCCGACGUGCGGCAAGGCCUACGUGUCCAUGCCCGCGCUCGCCAUGCACGUGCUCACGCACAACCUGCGCCACAAGUGCGGCGUGUGCGGCAAGGCCUUCUCCCGGCCCUGGCUGCUGCAGGGCCACAUGCGCUCGCACACCGGCGAGAAGCCCUUCGGCUGCGCGCACUGCGGCAAGGCCUUCGCCGACCGCUCCAACCUGCGCGCGCACAUGCAGACGCACUCGGCCUUCAAGCACUACCGCUGCCGCCAGUGCGACAAGAGCUUCGCUCUCAAGUCCUACCUCCACAAGCACUGCGAGGCCGCGUGCGUGAAGGCUGCCGAGCCGCCGCCCCCCGCCGGCCCGGCCAGCUGA
This is a messenger RNA of Peromyscus eremicus (cactus mouse), 939 nucleotides long. RefSeq names its product scratch family transcriptional repressor 2 (gene Scrt2). NCBI's taxonomy places the organism in Eukaryota, Metazoa, Chordata, Mammalia, Rodentia, Cricetidae. Bases 1 to 939 code for a protein of 312 amino acids. Gene Ontology annotation, biological process: regulation of DNA-templated transcription. The transcript has 2 exons. Gene Ontology annotation, molecular function: RNA polymerase II cis-regulatory region sequence-specific DNA binding; DNA-binding transcription factor activity, RNA polymerase II-specific. The record is from RefSeq and is a predicted model, not a curated record.